Messenger RNA from Euleptes europaea (tarantolino), 654 nucleotides. It is a transcript of the gene IER5, whose product is annotated as immediate early response 5. Bases 4 to 654 code for a protein of 216 amino acids. NCBI's taxonomy places the organism in Eukaryota, Metazoa, Chordata, Lepidosauria, Squamata, Sphaerodactylidae. The record is from RefSeq and is a predicted model, not a curated record. The transcript has a single exon.
GGCAUGGAGUGCAAGCUGGAGGCGCACCGCAUCGUCAGCAUCUCCCUGGGCAAGAUGUACAGCGCGCGCGGGCAGCGCGGCGGCGCCAAGCUGCACAAGAACCUGCUGGUCUCGCUCGUGCUGCGCAGCGCCCGGCAGGCCUACCUGAGCGGGCUGGGGGGCGCCGACCCUCUCCGGCCCGGGGAGCCCUCGCCGCCGCCGCCCGGCCCGGCCCCUCCCCGGGUCUUCUUGCAACCCCAGCAGGCGGCUUCCCCUUUGCCCCGGCAAAGCUGCGGCUGCGGCUGCUGCUCCGCCUCGGCGGGUGGCCGGCCGGCGGAGGCCCCUUCGCCGCCUUGCUGCCCCAGGAAGCGGAGCGCGGCGGCGGCGGCGGAGGAGGGGGGCUCGCCGGUGAAGAAGCCCCGCCGCGAGGAGGAGGCGGCGGCGGCGCCGGAGGAGGACAUGGAGACGGGCAACGUGGCCAGCCUCAUCAGCAUCUUCGGCUCGGGUUUCUCGGGACUGCUGGGCAAGCAGCCCCCCUCUUCCCCCUCCACCGGCCGGAGGGGGCGGCCGGAGGAAGAAGAAGCCGUCGGGGGAGCGGAGCCGGGGCAGAGGGGCUGCGACGAGCCGCUGCUUCGCAACCUCAACCCUUGGAGCACAGCCAUCGUGGCCUUCUGA